This is a messenger RNA of Phascolarctos cinereus (koala), 699 nucleotides long. The record is from RefSeq and is a predicted model, not a curated record. Lineage: Eukaryota; Metazoa; Chordata; Mammalia; Diprotodontia; Phascolarctidae.
UCCUCUAGGCUACAUGGUAGGUUGGAGAUAGGCUACUUGUGGUUAGCACCAAGGUUAUUUAUCAUUAAGCUGAACUUUUUAGUUAGGAGAACAGUCAGUGCAUUGUGAUAUGUUUGGCAGUUGCUUCAUGUGUUCUGAUUUACAGGCACACCUGCUGAGCUCUUCUUCAUUUCAGAUGGUACUAUUGAAAUAUAGAAAAUAUGCCCAAGGGAACACACCAAUUGCUGCGUAAAUUUGCAGUAUGUGAUAGUCGCAUUCUUGACAUAUGUGAUUACAAUGUCUCAAGAGACCAGUGCAAGAAACUAGGAUGCUGCUUUUUAAAAGAAGUCUGCUAUGUAAAAGCUGCUCCAGCUUAUGUUCAAGGAUUUACCGCCUUGAUAAUUAUCAUCUUGGGAAUCUUCAUUGUCUAUGUAAUAUACAGAGUUGUACAGUGCAGAAAUAAAAAGUCAACUCAAAAGCUGUAUGGAUCACAUCAAAAGAAGAACAAAUUGAGACCUGAGCGUAUCCCAGCCAAUCAGGAGAUAUCUGAUGAAGAAGAAAAGAAAAUACUGACAGAGGACAGUGAGAAACUGAAUCGUAAGUGGUCUGAAGAUGAAGUUAUAAUGACAGUGCCAGCUUGGGAAGGAGAGUUGGAAUAAAGGGACACGAUAAAACCGAGGAGGAAAUAACCAAUAGUGAUGAUUAAGGGACAAUUUCUUU